Molecule: messenger RNA, 2051 nt
Organism: Cryptomeria japonica (Japanese cedar)
Lineage: Eukaryota; Viridiplantae; Streptophyta; Pinopsida; Cupressales; Cupressaceae
Product: protein NUCLEAR FUSION DEFECTIVE 4-like
Exons: 3
Coding region: 237-1967 (576 amino acids)
Cellular component (GO): membrane
Source: RefSeq, a predicted model, not a curated record
GUUAGCUUGUCUGUGGGCUAAUAUCGAUGACCCAUGGCAAAAAAUACUCUGUUUUGGCUUACAAUCUGCUCACCCAGUAUUACAUCAACAGUGGUGCUCACAAUACCAGUUGACUGUGACGCACAGGUCUUCAACAUAUAGACGUGCUGACACAGCAGGAAAAACAUGCACUCAAAACAUUCUAUCCUUGUUCUCUGGAAUUGCAAAUUUCUUAUUGACAUUACGUUGCAAAUUGAAUGGAUGCGCACAAGUGGUUAGGGUUUGUUACUGCGAUUUGGGUGCAGGCAAUUGCUGGCAACAACUAUACUUUUGCUAAUUACUCUGUGGCUCUCAAAGCCAUUUUGGGCUUAAAUCAGCUGCAGCUCAAUAAUCUCAGCGUUGCCAAAGAUGUGGGGAAAGCUUUCGGUUUGGUUGCAGGAUUUGCUUCAGAUUAUUUGCCGACCUGGUUGAUUUUGCUUAUUGGAUCUCUUGAAGGGUUUGUGGGUUACGGCGCUCAAUGGCUGGUGGUCAGCCACAGGAUUCGACCACUGCCCUAUUGGCAGAUGUGUGUGUUUCUUUGCAUGGGAGGGAACAGCUCGACGUGGAUGAACACAGCCGUGCUGGUGACUUGCAUGCGCAACUUCUCGAAGAACAGAGGCCCUGUGGUGGGGAUUCUUAAGGGCUAUGUUGGCCUCACUCCCGCCAUUUUUACUGAUAUUUGCACUGCCCUCUUCGCCAGCGAUCCUUCUUCGUUUUUACUAAUGCUUACGCUCGUUCCAGGCAUCGUAUGCGUGGCAUCCAUGCUGUUUCUGCAUCCAAUUCCCUCUGAGCCCGAUGAAAGGGAGCAGAAAAGGGAAACCCAGAAUUUCUCUCUUUUAAAUGUCGUAGCAAUUGUGUUGGCCGUUUAUCUGAUGGCCUUCGACAUAAGCGGCCAGCACGGGCCUGCACUUUCUCGUGUCUUUACGGGCUUCUUGCUACUUCUCCUCGCAGCGCCUCUCAUCGUUCCUGCCAAGAUUUUGAUUCAAGAUCAUUACUCCGCCGGCGCGAGUUCGACUCCCGGGAAAUCGAACUCGACAGACAUUGAAAAGCAAGUUACAGAGCCCCUGUUGAAGAACAUCAAAGAAGCAGAACCUUCCGAACCUUCCAAAGCCCCUGAAAAUCAAGCGCCGGAAAGCAACAGCAAUGCGAAACUGGUUGCACGCAAGCCACGGAUUGGUGAAGACCAUACUAUACUGGAGGCAAUGCAGAAACUCGACUUCUGGUUGCUCUUUUUUACGUUUCUGUGCGGUGUGGGCACAGGAAUGGCUGUAAUUAACAAUUUGGGGCAAAUUGGUCUUGCCAUGGGCUAUGCGGAUGUUUCUGUGUUUGUGUCGCUCAUCAGCAUUUCGGGAUUCUUUGGAAGGAUUGCCUCGGGUUCCAUCUCCGAACAUUUUAUAAGGAAGGCGGGAGUUCCAAGGCCUGUGUGGAUGGCGGCGUCACAGGUGGUGAUGAUAGUGGGGUACAUAACAAUGGCGGUGGGUAUGCAGGGAUCUCUGUACAUUGGCUCUGUGGUGGUGGGCAUCUGCUAUGGCGUUCGUCUCUCUGUUUCGGUUCCGACCGCAUCUGAGCUUUUUGGAUUGAAGUACUAUGGGUUGAUGUAUAACAUCUUGAUCCUGAAUCUGCCCAUCGGCUCCUUCCUCUUCUCCGGGCUUUUGGCCGGAAUUUUAUACGACAUUGAGGCCGCCAAACCUGAGAAAUUCAGCACCAGGGGAUGGUCUUAUUUGCUGUGGAGGCCAGAAUAUUUGAUGAAUGGGAAGACUUGUGUGGGGGCACACUGUUACAGGUUGGUGUUCUUGGUCAUGGCUGGCGUCUGUCUGUUGGGAUUCGGCCUCGAUGUUCUCCUGACAAUUCGAAUGAGAAAUUUGUAUGAAAACAUAUACAAAUCCCGUAAGGCCACGGAGUCAGCUCAGAUCCAGACCAAAAACCAGGGAGGACCGCUUUUAUGUUAAAAAGUGAAAAUUAUUUGUGGCACUGAUUUUGAUUUUUAGAGUUUAAAAGCCCAGUCAAAUGCGCGCGGCUUCAUUUUUUUUCAA